AUUUUGAAACACUCUGCGUCUAGUGACCAUCUUGGACAGUCCUCCGAGAGCUGACUGUUGUUGCCUGUGAUAGAGGAAACCCGUGGAAGGGGUCUAUUAAAAUAUUAAAACUGGAAGUUUCUGGUGUUAAAUUAACAGUGUGAUCCUGUUGUUAGGAAGGGCUCAGCAGUGCCUGGGUGCCCAGGGAGCCACUGCGUGAGUCCCUAGUGGUAAAUACAGCAAAACCACAGGACAUGAGCGCUUCCAAAGGAGGUCUGGUCAUCUUCGCGGCGAACUCCAACCCCUCAAGCAGAGAGUUGGGGAAGAGGAUAGCUGAGAGGUUGGGUGUUGAACUUGGGAAGGUCCAGGUUUAUCAAGAAGCUAACAGAGAAACACGGGUCCAUAUCGAAGAGUCUGUACGUGCUAAAGAUGUCUUCAUCAUCCAGACCGUAUCCAAGGAUGUUAACACCACCAUCAUGGAGCUGCUCAUUAUGGUGUAUGCAUGCCGGACCUCCUGUGCACGCAACAUUAUCGGCGUCAUUCCCUAUUUCCCCUACAGCAAACAGUGCAAAAUGAGGAAAAGAGGCUCCAUCGUUUCCAAGCUUCUCGCCUCAAUGAUGUGUAAAGCAGGUCUGACUCAUCUCAUUACUAUGGAUUUGCAUCAAAAGGAAAUCCAGGGUUUCUUUAACAUUCCAGUGGACAAUCUUCGGGCCUCGCCGUUCCUGCUGCAGUACAUCCAGGAAGAGAUUCCUGACUACAGAAAUGCUGUAAUUGUUGCCAAAUCUCCAGCAUCUGCCAAAAGGGCCCAGUCAUUCGCCGAAAGACUACGGCUGGGGAUCGCUGUGAUCCACGGUGAAGCCCAGGAUGCCGAAUCGGACCUAGUAGAUGGACGUCAUUCCCCACCCACUGUCAAAAAUAUGGGGGCUAUUCAUCCAAGCCUAGAGAUACCUUUGCUAAUUCCCAAAGAAAAACCCCCAAUAACUGUGGUGGGAGAUGUGGGUGGGCGAAUCGCCAUUAUAGUGGAUGACAUCAUUGAUGAUGUGGAUAGUUUUCUCGCAGCAGCUGAAACAUUGAAGGAAAGAGGUGCCUACAAGAUAUUUGUCAUGGCCACUCAUGGGAUCCUGUCUUCUGAUGCACCUCGGCUCAUAGAGGAGUCCGCCAUAGAUGAGGUAGUCGUGACCAACACAAUUCCACAUGAAAUCCAGAAACUUCAGUGUCCUAAAAUAAAGACGGUGGACAUCAGCAUGAUUCUGUCAGAAGCCAUUCGUCGCAUCCACAAUGGAGAAUCCAUGUCCUACCUCUUCCGUAACAUAGGCAUGGAUGACUAAGAGCAUCAUCUACAUCCUCUACUAAAAUGUGCAGAUUUCAAAGUUUUUUAGUCCCUCAUUUAUUUCUGUUAAAACUAUCACCUGUGUUAUUUACUGUCUCUCCAAUCAAAACCGACAUAAUUUAUUUUAUAUUGCUUCCUCUAAGUUACUCCAAAAAAGAUAGUCUGAGCUGUCACAUGAGUUUGUUGUCCUGUACACUUGACCUCUUAAUGGCACCUUUCGAAGGAUUCACAUUUAAAUUUUUCUUUAAAAAAAUGUUAAAAACAUAAUUGUGUCGAUCUGCUGUAAUUUAUUUAUUGAAGGAUGUCUAAUUCUUCCGUGUGGCCAACGAUAUGUUAACCAUUUAUGAAAGCUGAGACAUACAUAUCCAUGUCAGUGCCUCAUUAAUUGUGUACUAUUAUGCCACUUGUUGUUUCUUUGUAUAUGUGUGUUAAACGCUGGCGGUGCUUAUGUUAAUUUCAGUAAUGAUUAUUUAAAGGCAAAUCAAAUGCAAUAUUUGUAGUCAUAAAUGGCGCUUAAAGUUACUGCUUAUGGUAGAAGCUAAAGCUUCAUAAUGUACUUGACUGAAUGUUUUUUUUUUUUCUUGCUAAAGUCCUCUACUAAUACUUCAACAUUAGCAUCCUCUCAUAAAUGUUGGUAUAUGGCUGCCAGAUUUCCUUUUGUCUAUGAGAAUUCUCAAUUUUCGAGUGAAGUGCAGGGUUUUUGUUAUGUAACUAAUAUUUCAAGCUUUUAUAUUUAGUCACUUGAUGACAAUAAAUCAAUAAUUUAAAGAAUUAUAUGUUUGUACUAUUUG
Messenger RNA from Paramisgurnus dabryanus, 2100 nucleotides. RefSeq names its product phosphoribosyl pyrophosphate synthetase-associated protein 2 (gene prpsap2). Gene Ontology annotation, cellular component: ribose phosphate diphosphokinase complex; cytoplasm. The record is from RefSeq and is a predicted model, not a curated record. Gene Ontology annotation, biological process: purine nucleotide biosynthetic process; 5-phosphoribose 1-diphosphate biosynthetic process. Lineage: Eukaryota; Metazoa; Chordata; Actinopteri; Cypriniformes; Cobitidae. Gene Ontology annotation, molecular function: ATP binding; magnesium ion binding; ribose phosphate diphosphokinase activity.